AUGACGUCUUCAUUGGUGAGCCGAUUCACGAUCUGGGACUACCUGGUGUUCUGCGGCAUGCUCGUCGUGUCCUCGGCCAUCGGCGUCUACUGCGCUUUCGUCGGCACCAAGAAGGUGUCCACCGACGAGUUCCUGAUGGGCGGCCGCCAGCUGAGCGCGUUUCCCGUGGCGCUCUCCAUCCUGGCCAGCUUCAUGUCAGCCAUCACGCUGCUCGGCACGGCCUCCGAGGUGUACCUAGCGGGCACCCAGUACGUCAUCAUCUGCGUCUCCUACUGCUUCGUCAUCCCGGCCACGGCCUACUUCUAUAUGCCCGUCUUCCACCACUUGCAGCUGACCAGUGCCUACGAGUACCUCGAAAUACGCUUCAACAAAGUUAUACGAUCCAUGGGAAGUAUGACAUUCUCCCUUCAAAUGGGCGGCAUGAAGGCUGUCGUGUGGACGGACGUCUUUCAAAUUGGGCUAAUGUUUGGAUCCAUGAUCAUGGUCGUCCUGCGAGGGACUAUCGACCUCGGUGGACUCGGAUACGUCUUUGACAGGGCGUCCGAAGGUGGACGUCUGGAAUUUUUCAACUUCAACCCCAACCCGACCGAGCGGCACACAGUGUUCGGCAUGACCAUCGGCGCCUACUUCACCUGGAUGUCAGUGUACGGCGUCAGCCAGGCCAUGGUGCAGCGCUACCUCACCAUACCCACAAUUCAGGGCGCACGCAAGGCUAUCUGGAUCAAUCUUCCGGGCCUCUCGUUCCUGAUGCUCACCUGCGCCAUGGCGGGCCUGGUCAUUUACGCUCGAUACCACGACUGCGACCCAAUCAUGACCAAGAAAGUUAGCUCACCAGACCAGCUCCUUCCUCUGUACGUCAUGGACGUCCUGGGCAAGUUCACGGGUAUCCCUGGACUUUUCGUCUCGGGCAUUUUCAGCGGAGCACUCAGGGUACAGCUUAAAAGCACCGUCUCCUCCGGAGUCAACUCGCUGGCAGCUGUUACCCUCGAGGACGUUGUGAAAUGCUACAUCGUGGAAGAUAUGACUGAUCGCUUCGCCACUACGCUGACCAAGUUCCUGGCGCUGACGUUUGGGUGCACCGCCAUUGCACUGGUCUACGCCGCGCAGAACAUGGGCAACGUCUUACAGGCUGCUCUGUCAAUUUUUGGCAUCGUCGGAGGACCACUGCUGGGAGUUUUCACCCUCGGCAUAUUUUUUCCCUUUGCAAAUAGCAUCGGGGCAGGCGUGGGCAUUGUGACGUCACUGAUAGUGACCUUCUGGAUUGGCAUCGGCGCCUUUUACUACAAGCCGGCACACCGAAUGGCCAGGCGCUCAGUGAUGGGAUGCCUGCAGGAGUACAUCAACGUGACGCACCAGGAUCCUGCGAACGUGACUUUCCCCAUAGUUCCCGACCCGUAUGUAGCCAACAAGGAGAUACUCUACGUCUACCGGAUCUCGUAUGUCUGGUACAGCAUGAUUGCCUGCGUGCUGGUCGUCCUUGUCGGAAUCAUCGUUAGCCUAAUCACUGGGCCCUAUAAACCAUCGAAAGUCAACCCGAGGUCGAUUCACCCCAUCUAUAAUUGCGUCAUCAAGAUGCUGGCAGCACCGUCUGUGAGAGAAAAGCUCAUGGUUAGAAGUGAGGUAUGUGUCACGAAUAACGUUCUCUCUCUCUCUCUCUCUCUCUCUCUCUCUCUCUCUCUUUUUUUUUUUUCACAAAGCGGGGGCGAUAUUUCAGCUUCCGACUCUACGCUCUUUUGCAUUAUAAAUUUUGAAUAAGAAAGAUCAAAUUUGUUAUCUCCAAUUC
This is a messenger RNA of Dermacentor silvarum, 1783 nucleotides long. RefSeq names its product sodium-coupled monocarboxylate transporter 1. The transcript is spliced from 13 exons. Gene Ontology annotation, molecular function: symporter activity. Gene Ontology annotation, cellular component: membrane. NCBI's taxonomy places the organism in Eukaryota, Metazoa, Arthropoda, Arachnida, Ixodida, Ixodidae. The record is from RefSeq and is a predicted model, not a curated record. The coding region runs from base 1 to 1755 and encodes 584 amino acids. Gene Ontology annotation, biological process: sodium ion transport; transmembrane transport.